Acanthoscelides obtectus is the source of this 4319-nucleotide messenger RNA. NCBI's taxonomy places the organism in Eukaryota, Metazoa, Arthropoda, Insecta, Coleoptera, Chrysomelidae. The record is from the annotation of a GenBank genome assembly.
CAAACAAGCUGUUACUUGAUACCCCUUAUCAUUUGAAAUUUUUAAGGGAUGACCCUGGGGGGUUUUUGGUUAAAAAGUUGUCCCCCUUGACAAAUCUUUUGACGUGUCUCGGAGUUUUUUUUGCUUUUAAUCAGUGGUUUUCGAUAAACCCGUGGUGGAAAGUUUUCAAAUGAACACGUAUGUGGGUCAUUUAGCGUCCAGACAAACAUAGAGGAUUAUCAUUAACAGAUAUUUCUAAAGGCUGCUAAAAUGUAAGUUAGUUUAUCCAACAUUUGUGCUUUUCUUUAUUGGUCAAGUACAGCAUGGAGAUGGAUCAUCCAAACAACCACAAGAUAAACCUCAGAACAUUGACGACAAAUAUUUACAGGUGAAUGGCACCCAUUACUAAAGCGGCCAAAGCAGAAAUGGGAAUUUAUUUUCGUUAAUACAGUAAAGUAAGAAUAAUGUAAACACUCAUAGAAUACGGAGAGUUCGGACUUUCCUUUUCGGGAAACAAGUUAAAGUCCUAGCUUUAAAACAGCAGCGAACAUGUGAAAAAUGGAGGUCAUUCAGCUUUCAUUGGAUGAGAAAUUUGAAGUACCUCCUUUUCACAUGACGCAGGAUGGACACUGUGGAAAACGAUCUGAAUUUUGUAGCAUCUGGCACUUAUUCUGUCGUUUUCAUGCUGAUACAACUCCAUGUUUUCGUGGCCAAAUGAAAGCUCAUACGUAGAAAUUACUCUUUCCUAGCGUUUCCGCCACCAUGGUGUACUUUUCCAAAGUACCGAUCAAAAUUAUAAUGGCAAUAUAUUUUUUACGCAAAACGAUACUAUCAUUCCACUUAUAAGAUGGCACUGCGCAAAACCAGCAAAGCCUACGACUGUCUAGGGCAGGCACUCCAGUUCCCAAAAAGACGUCCAGUCCUCCAAGACGACAAGCGAGUAUGAGGUUAUCUGUCGUUCUUUAUUGUACCAGACACGUCACCGCGUCCAUCGUGACCAUUUCCCCUCAUCAUUUAAAAUCAGGAGGACGCGUUCCUCCAUUUAUGAUUUAAUAAUUUGACUCAAUUUUCGGCACUGUGAAGACAAAUUUUUAAUUGAGAUGCCUGUUUUUUAAAUGAAAUUGACAUGAGACCUGUCAGCCGCUAGUACCUCACAGACGUUAGGCGGGUACCCGUACCACGUGAUUGUUUGACAUUCGGACGACGUCUUAUCCCUUUUUCCCUAUUCCCGUUCUUCGCGAAAAUUUGAGUAUCGGUUCCCGGUAGUGCACUGUUCUACACCGUGGACUCGCGAAGAAAUCCUUAUUGUCAAAAAAAGUGUCAAUUGUACUUGGAGAAACUCACCGAUGGGACCGAAACGUCGUACAAUAAAGAGGAAUUUUAAACAUAUUAUGUGGCUUAAUUCGCGCGAGAAACACGAGAGGAUUACCUGAAUGGUAUGUUGGUAUGAUAGUUCUGACUCACCAUGUAUCUUCUGUUAUGUCCUGUAUUAUAGGAGGAUGAACGGUGACCGCGACGAGUACCGAAACGGCAUGGUGGAGGGGGGCAAUUCCACUGCCGCCGUCCCCGAAGAAGCACAACCGCUGACGGGAGCGUCCAGCGGUAGCGGUGGCGUCCCUUUCGUCGUCGCUAGAAUUAACCCGGAGGCGGUGCGUCGUGCAAGUGGUGCGAAUAGGAUGGUGAUCGCGGAUUCAGCAGCCGUUAAGGCGGACAGGACGUUCUUGUAUAUUGCGGCUUGUGUUGGUAACCUAGCAUCAUUCAUAUGUGGAACAACAUUCGGCUGGACUUCCCCGGAAAUACCGAAACUGAAAAUACCUGGGGAAUCCCCUCUGGACGAACCCUUAACAGCAUCAGAAGAGGGAUGGGUCGGGUCCUUCCUUCCUCUCGCCGCAGCCGUCGGUCCUUUCGCGGGAGGAUUCAUGGUGGACAGAAUUGGCAGGAAAAAGACACUAUUAGUGGCUACCGUGCCCUUCAUUGCAGCGUUUUUCAUCAAUAUAGCACCAUCUAGUGUGACCUAUUUGUACCUGUCCAGAUUCCUUUGCGGUCUUGGAGUAGGUAGCAUCUUCACUGUAAUUCCUAUGUACGUCGGUGAGAUAGCAGACGAUGAAACAAGAGGGCCCCUAGGGUCCUUCAUGCAGCUGUUCAUCGUCAUAGGAUUGCUGUUUUCAUACGCUCUAGGACCUUACCUCAGUAUUAAGCUCUUCAACAUCAUUCUUCUCGCACCUCCUAUUGCUUUCAUGGUGGUUUUCUUUCUAUUCAUCCCUGAAAGCCCCUACUAUCUCAUCAAGGCUAAGAAUGAAGGCGGUGCCGAAGAUGCUUUGGCGAAACUCAGGGGCAAAAGCAAGGAUGCGGUACGCAAAGAAAUAGAAACAAUCAAAGCAUUGGUGGCCGAUGCCGAGGCAAACAAAGCAACAUUCUUCGACAUCUUCAAGUCAAAGGGCUUAACGAUGGCCCUCUUCCUCUCCGUCAGUUUAGUGGCCUGCCAGCAACUGUCAGGUAUCAACAUCAUCCUUUUCUACGCCCAGGACAUCUUCACGGAUGCAGGCGUCUCGUUGGCGCCAGAGAUUUGUACGAUCAUCAUCGGCAUCGUGCAGAUUGCAGCUAGUGGAGCGACACCUAUCAUGGAGAAGAGGUUCGGGAAGAGGUUCCUAUUAAUGUUGUCUGGUAUUGGAAUGGGCUUGUCCCAAGGUGUUCUAGCUUAUUUCUUCCACCUAAAAGACGGUGGAAAAGACGUAUCAAACAUCGGUUGGAUCCCCAUAGCUUGCCUAGUAGUCUACAUCGUCACCUACUGUCUAGGCUUCGGUCCCUUGCCAUGGGCUGUCAUGGGAGAACUUUUCCCGGGCAACAUCAAGUCUGCAGCAUCCACAGUUACCGCCUCAGGUUGCUGGGUGCUCGGUUUCCUUCUCACCAAGUACUUUGGUAUGGUGGCUAACAUGAUAGGAAAAGACGGAUCCUUUGGAUUCUUCGCAGGGUGCUGUUUCGUUGCUGCGGCGUUCACCUAUAAAUUGGUACCAGAGACGUCUGGCAAGAGCUUCCAGGAAAUUCAAGAGAUUUUGAAUGGCGAGAAGCCUACUCAGAAAAAAGGUGAUGUCAAGGAAUAGAUAUGGAAAAGCGUGGAAAAGCAAAAACAUGGACAGUACAGCGAUAAUGUUGCGGUCAUGGCGAUGACACCUAUUUAUUGAUGUAUUUUAUACAAUUGGUUGGCCAGACAAACAAAUGAACUUAUUUAUAAGCAGUAUCAGGCAAUAUGGCAAUACUUGUGAAUGGAGUUAACACGUCUCAGGUUUGAUUUCUUGUUAAUGCUUGUAUGAUGUGUAUACAGUUCAGUAAGAACGCUGAUUGAAUUGACAGACAAUUCAUACAUACCACUGGCACGUGUUUAUCUGUUUUAAAAUAAAAGUAAGAGAGCAAUAUAAAACUGCUAUUAUAGCUGUUAUAACCCCUGCUCAUAGGGGCUUCACAAAUAAUAAUACAGUAUUGAUUUUCUAAAUAAAAAAACAACUAUUCAUUUUUGCAGCGUUUGCCGAGAAUUUUUAGUUUGUAAGGGAUACAUAGUAUGUUUAGAGAAUGAAGGGUCAUUUCAUACGUCAUUUUGAAGCUUAAAGUCGAUAUUCUUACCUACUACUAAAGAAAAUCACAUUAUGAUAAAUACAUCUGUUUGACUCUAUUCCGAUAUGUAAGUAUAAUAAAAGUCAUAACUCAAACGGCUUGCUCAUAAGUCAUAUUGCUUCAUCUUGGCAACUGAUUAGGUUUCUAAUAACCAACAUCCAAUGACUUGCACUAUAUAGUAGCAUAAUAAUGGCUGUUAUGCUACAAUUUCGAACUUAUGUUAAGCAUGGAAACAGUUACCGAGCCAUCACUAAACUUCCGUGACUAGUAACCAUGAGACUUUCAACAGAUCCUGAACGUAGAUCACAGGUAAUGCCAAAACAUCUACCUGGGAAAAAUUAAAAUGUAAAAUAAGCAUUGUAUGAGAUUGUACAAGAAACUGGAUUUUUCCAUAUUAUAUAAUUACUAUGUAAAAUUCUCGAACGUACAUCAACUUUAUAACCCAACAUGAAGCGAAAAUUAAGUGGUACGUGUUUACUAUUGUCACUUUCAUAACAAAGCUUCUUUUGUAUUUUGUGGACAUACCAGGAUGUCACUUCUAUACGUCUGCUCUAUUUAAUUACUAUAGAAUGUGCUUUUGAGUUUAGAAUACAGCACAGUGCCAAGCAAUUUACAUCAUCUUUUAAAUUAUUUUUUAUUAUUUAGUUGUUGAGCGUUAUUUGAUAUAUUUAUUUUGGAAUUUUAUUGUAUUAAAUUACUGAUAAAUGCAAUGAUGCGUAUUUCGAUUUGUG